AUGGAUCCCUCGGCUGUAGCGGCGCCCAGAGCAGCCGCUGUUGCUAACCAACACCAUCCACACAACCGAAACGGCAAUGGCGUGUUCUCCGCUGGUCAGCCGUCGGAGGCGGAGAUGAAGCGCAUUCGCCAGCGCCGCCGCCUGGCGCGCAAGACUCCGGAGCAGCGCCGUAAGCUCCAGCAGUAUCAACGUCGACACAACGAGAAGGAUGAGCGCCUCUACUACUGCGACUACUGCGACCUGUUUAUCUCCUCGCGGCACAGGACAUGGAUGACGCACUUGCGCAGCACUCGGCAUAUGAACGCCUUCCAGUCCUAUUAUGACCUCGUCGCGCACGUGGAGAGCGUGUGGGUGGCAGAAAUGAAUUGCGAGGUGGAGCGGGCACGCAGUCGUGAGGUCCAUCGACUGCAGAAGAGGACCGCCGGAAAUGGGGCAGCGACGCCGCUGACAGCGCAGCAAGUCGCACCGGGUAUCGUUGUCGGAGGCACACUCACGUCAGGGCGUCUCCCUCCACCGCCGCCAUUUCCGCAACCCUCAGACGUUACAGUGCAGGUGAGUGCGACACCGGCCAUCCGAGUCGGCACCAAGACAAUCUUACCGCCUGUAGUGCCCGCAGCGUCGCCUGUUGAUGUUAAGUCGUCACCCUCGUCGCCAUUGACAGACGCGGGGAGUAGUAGGAAGAGCGCUGAUGAGGCUCGGCUGUCCAUGCCAUGA
This is a messenger RNA of Leishmania braziliensis MHOM/BR/75/M2904, 714 nucleotides long. RefSeq lists its product as hypothetical. Gene Ontology annotation, cellular component: U12-type spliceosomal complex; nucleus. The transcript has a single exon. The record is from RefSeq and is a predicted model, not a curated record. Lineage: Eukaryota; Euglenozoa; Kinetoplastea; Trypanosomatida; Trypanosomatidae. Bases 1 to 714 code for a protein of 237 amino acids. Gene Ontology annotation, molecular function: zinc ion binding; nucleic acid binding.